UGAGUGCUUGUUAAUGAACAAGACUUCAACCAUUUAAGAGUUUAAACGACCGGCGACAUCGCCUUCCAUACUCCCUAAACUGACUGAAUUCCAGUGUUGUACACUGAGGGGUCGGAAUUGAGAACCGACCAUGAGUCGAAAAGACAGCAAGAAGUUUGGCCACAGGAGACAGGGGAGUAUUGAUCUGCUGGAAGUGAUGGGAGUGGUGAGAGAGAGUUCCACUGAGACCCUGGCCAUGCCCCCCGUGAAUAACCCACUGUCAUUCGACUACGUUCUGGUGGCCAAAAAUGUAGAUGACGAAAGCCGAGAGCUUGUCAGAAAACGGGUGCAGUUUAUCGACGCAUUAAAAAACAAGAACUUACAAGUGAAGAAAAUGAUCAGUGAUGAUAAAGUUUUCUAUGGGAUUACUGCUCCCAGUGACGUCUUUGACAAGUACAGAUAUCUCCUCAAAGUGUCUGACACCUGCAACUGGAGCUGUGAACAGCAGGGCACUGUUGCUCAGUCCACCAGGAUACGGCUUGUUGACUUCAUCCUUAACCACACUAGCAUUGAGAAUGAUGGUGAGUUCACUAGCGUUGAUAAUGACGAGUACCUGCCCGACCUUAUGAAGAAAAAUGUGUUUGAGGCUGAGUUCUGUCUGCAUGAGAAAAAGGACCAGAAGGAGUUGAGGACGAGCUGGGCCCGAUGGACAGCCUGUUUCCAGGGGCAACCCAUCUCCCAAGUCAGGGAAUACUUUGGGGAGAAGGUGGCACUGUACUACCUGUGGUUGGGAUGGUACACUUUCCUGCUGAUUCCUGCUGCCUUUAUUGGGGUUGUAGUUUUUCUGUAUGGCCUGAGCUUCUACCAGACCAGUCCCCUAAUAAAAGAAGUGUGUGAUUCAGACACCAUCAUGUGUCCUCUCUGUGAUAAAACAUGCAAGGUGUGGCAGCUCUCAGACACCUGCACCUAUGCAAAGCUGAGCAGGUUGUUUGAUAAUGGAGGCACUGUGGCUUUUGCCAUGUUCAUGGCAGUAUGGGCGACAGUGUUUCUGGAAUUCUGGAAAAGACACAGAGCCUCAUACGUGAGUGAGUGGAGUGUCUUUGACUGGUGUGAGGAAGAGGAGGAGCUUAUUUUGGAGUUGCUGAACGACCCUGAGUAUGACCCGGAGGACGAUGAACACUCAUACCUUUGCAGUACAGUGGUGCUGAUAUUAACCACAAUCAUGCUGCUGCUGAUCAUUGGUCUGACCCAUGCCCUGGUGGUGUUCCGAGUCAUUGCUCUGUUCCUGUUUGCUGAAUACAGUCCCUGGCAGUUCCUGAAAGACAACUCGAGCAUGGCCGCACUCAUGCUAGGGGCCGUGCUACAUUACAUCAUCAUCACUGUCAUGACACGGGUCAACCGAAUAGUGGCCAUGAAGCUGUGUCAAAUAGAGAAAGGUAACUCGCUCACUGCUGCUGAGAGGAGCUUCACAGUGAAGAUGUUCAUAUUCCAGUUCUUCACUCUUUUCUCCUCCCUCAUCUACACUGCGUUCUUCCUAGGCAGGAUAAACGGCCACCCAGGAGGCUACGUGCGGAUCUCUGGGAAAUGGAGACUGGAGGAGUGUCAUCCCAGUGGCUGUUUGACAGAUUUGUUCAUCCAGAUGUCCAUAAUCAUGGUUCUGAAACAGAUCUUUAAUAAUGUCUUUGAAUACACUGGACCCUGGUGUAAGAGUUGGUUGAAGAGAAAACAGACAGGGAAACAGAAGAGGAUGUGUUCUCGGUGCUGCGAUGAAGAGACCUCAGAGACCAAACAAGGGGCUGAACUGUGUGAAAACUGCAAACUGCUGGAGCUGAAUAGAAACUACACCCUCAAUAAAGUCGACUCUUUCAGUCUCUUCGAUGAAUUCCUGGAGAUGGUGAUACAGUUCAGUUUCACCACCAUCUUUGUGGCUGCCUUUCCGCUGGCUCCUCUGCUGGCCCUGCUGAACAACAUCAUCGAGAUCCGACUGGACGCCAUUAAAAUGGUGUGUCUGGAACGCAGACUGGUGCCCAAGAAGACCAACGAUAUCGGAGUAUGGAUUGAUGUACUGGAAGCCAUCGGCGUGUUUGCAGUCAUUGCUAACGGACUGGUCAUUGGAAUUACCUCUGAUUUCAUCCCGCGGCUUGUGUACCGCUACCAUUAUGGCCCCUGCGCCAACUCCUCAUCGACAGAUAUCGAUUGCAUGGUUGGCUACAUCAAUAACACCCUGUCCAUUGCCCGUAUUGAUGAUGAAAAUGUACGAAAAGACUUCCAGCCAACCCAGCUGGUCACCCCUGAUGGGGUUAAUGUAACCCACUGCAGUUAUAAAGACUACAGAAAUAACGAGGACUUCAGCUUCACGCCGCAGUUCUGGUUCAUCCUGGCCAUACGAUUAGGCUUCAUCAUCCUGUUUGAGCAUGUUGUAGUUAUAUUUAAAUCUGUCGCUGGCUGGUUUGUACCCAGUUCUCCUCUGGAGGUGAAGAAUUGCAGACGCAGGGUUAAACUGAAAAGACUGAGAGAAGAGUUAAACGGAUGCACCUCACGAAAUAUAACUGAAAAUUUCAACUGCAACACCUCAGAGAAAGGACACUACAGAACUAAAUGAACAAACAAACAAACCAAAAAUUCUAUAAAGCUUUAAUCUUCUCCUCUCAAGUGGACUUAAGGAUGAAAAAGAAAACCUGGUCACGGUGUCCUUUCAUGACC
Molecule: messenger RNA, 2682 nt
Organism: Chanos chanos (milkfish)
Lineage: Eukaryota; Metazoa; Chordata; Actinopteri; Gonorynchiformes; Chanidae
Product: anoctamin-9
Exons: 24
Coding region: 131-2581 (816 amino acids)
Biological process (GO): chloride transmembrane transport
Cellular component (GO): plasma membrane
Molecular function (GO): chloride channel activity; protein dimerization activity
Source: RefSeq, a predicted model, not a curated record